Messenger RNA from Besnoitia besnoiti, 2085 nucleotides. RefSeq lists its product as uncharacterized. NCBI's taxonomy places the organism in Eukaryota, Apicomplexa, Conoidasida, Eucoccidiorida, Sarcocystidae. The coding region runs from base 1 to 2085 and encodes 694 amino acids. The record is from RefSeq and is a predicted model, not a curated record. The transcript has 3 exons.
AUGGCGCGGAAGGGGCCAAAGGCGAAGGCGAAGGCUGCCUAUGCGGCUAAAGGAGACGCGAGGAAGAAGGCGGCUGGGAGAGAGAAGGACGCUGAGGCGAAAAAGACAGAGGAGGCCAACAGCUGCGGACGUGAAGCCGAGGCGCGAGAGGAGGCGCGGGAGCGGAAGGCGAAGGCAGCGGAGGAGGCAGCAACGGAGGAGGCGGCAGCGGAGGAGGCGGCAGCGGAGAAGGACGCGCCGAAUGAGGCUGAGAGAGCAGGCAAGGAAGAAGCAGAAGAAGGUGGCGCCGAGACUGCAGAGACAACAAGAGAGGCCGCAAAGGCCUCCCCUGCAGGACAAGCUGCGGAGAAGGACGCAACGCCCGCAAGCGGUGCGCUGGAGAAUGGAAACCAAGCCUGUGCGGAGGCGAAAGCAGUCUCUGCGGAGGACUCUCAGCUGCCUGUCUGUCCUGCAUCCGAAGCAGAAGAGAGCGGAAAGGAGCCUCAGAGAGUCGCCCGUCCCAUCGACGCGCCCGAGCCCGCAGGCGACGCGAGUGCGAGGUGUGAAGAGGAAGCUCGAGAUGGAGAUACGGCGACAGACAAAGCGCUGCCUUUUACGCCGCAGAAGACCACGCGAGAGAAGAAGAAGCGCGACCGGGACUGGAAACGAGGGAAUGAAAAAUUCGCCUUUGCAGGGCAGCGACCGUCUCCUCCCGGCGCGUGCGCACCGUGUCCGCCGUGUCCGCCGCCGCCAGCCUCCGCGGCGCGCACGCCGGUAGUUCUGACGCCGGCGCCGCGGCGCGCGCUGGGGUCGUGUGUGCCUCCGCCGCCUUUUGCCUCUCGCGCUCCGCCUGCGGGUGCUGCCAACGUCUCGCUUCCUCCGAAUCGGCCUCCCCCUCCUUCUCCUCCGCCUCCUCCCUCGUGUCACUCCGCGCCGGCGUUCGCCGCGGUGUACGCGCCGCAGCCACGCGCGCUCGAAGGCGCCAUGGAUCCCUUCGCGCAGCUCGCGUACUUCACUCUGCUGCAGCAGCAGAAGGCGGAGUCCGACGGAAAAAUCACCGCGACUUUCCAGCCCGCGGAGGGCGCCGCGGCGAUCGAGAACGCCGACGCGGCGUCAGUGGCGGACUCGGCGGCGGCGUCCGACGCCGGCAGCGCGUUCACGGCCUUCUCGACGCACUCGCGCAACGCGGGGAUCUACAGCGAGCCGGAGAUGCUCAAGCGUAUCGAACAGGCGCGCGACUACGACGGUCUGCGGCGCCUCGUGACUCUGUGCAUCCAGAGGGCGGAGCGGCACCCCGCAGUGCUGGGGGCGCUUCUCCUCCGCCUCGCGCUGCAGGGCAGACAAGUCUUCCGCGACCAGCUGCUUGACAUGCGCCGCGAGAUCCGCAUGCGAAACGCCGGCGUCCGCGAGAAGGAAGCCGAAAAACAACACGUGAAAAACCCCGCUCCCGGAAGCACCUUCGGACGGGUCGCUGGCAGCCACCAGGAAGACGUCAAGUUCGACGACUUCACGAAGACCGUCACGCGUUUGUCUGACGCGUUGUUUGGUCAGCUGCGCGCGCGGCCCGUGACGAUUUCGAACGAAGUGCUGCAAAAUCUGAUUUGGGCACUCUCGCUUACGCAGACGAACUGCAUGCCCCUGUUUCGCGAGCUCGCAAGCCACGUUUCGAGUCGCAGCGACCUCUCGCUGUCCCAGCUGGUGACCGUCUUCUGCUCCUACACGCGCGGGCUGGAAGGCACAGCAGACCGCAAAGGUGGCAUCAACGUGACUUCAGACGACUCCAGCUUUUUCGAGGACUGCGUGCAGAAGCUCCUCGCGCGAACCGAGGAGAUCGCUUCGCUCUCCGCCAAGCAAAUCGCCUUCUUCCUCCAGGCCUGCAACCGCCUCAACUACAACAACGACCAAGUCCUCAAGCACGUCGGCAAAGUCGCACUUCUCAAAGAAAAGGAGUUCCUCCCCAAGGAGUGGGCUUCCGUCGUCGCAGUUUUCACUCGAUUCGGCGUGCCGCUACGAGGCGAAUGCGAGAAGCUACGGAGACAAAGAGCGACCCGCGACUGGCAGAAACCGCCCCCUCCGAAGAAGCCGAAGCCCAUCAGUCAGUGCUAG